GUGACGAUCACACACGUGUGCGAGGUUGCGCGUCACUGGUCGUUAUUUUACGUAAAAUACCUGAUUAUAUUAGGCCAGUAAACAAUGUACAAUGAUCCAUUAAUAAGUGUGCGACUCAACUACCAACACGAAGUGUACAUACACUAGUAGCAGAGUAGCCACAUUGUAACCAGCUGUACCUUCACUUACUGUAAAAAUAGAACUCUACUGCUACCAGAUUGGCAACACUGUUUUACUUUAAACUCCUUCAGACAUGAGAAUGAAAAUGGCCAUUUAGCCUGCUGGUAUUUACUUUGAUAAUACUUUCAUUAUUCGAUUCGGAGUGUAGGAACGUUUAAAAUCCCCUUACUGUUACCGUCAGUAAGUUAUUAAGCAGACUACUUUAAUAUCAGUGCCAUGUACCCGAGUGGUAGAAAUACCUCAGGGCUUACGGAUGUGUCUGUCAAUACAAAACAUGUCGAGCCGUGUAAGGCAUUCGACAAAGAAACUGGAGUUAUCUGUAAAGAAACGGAGGGUCUUCGAAUCCUCGAGGAAUUUCAAAAACUUUACCAAUCUCGUAUUGAGCAAAUCGAUAACGAAGCAACGUCACAAGCUGAUCGUACUUCUAUGAAACUACAGAUAAUGACAGAAUGGAUUAAAGAUUUGGGAGAACAAAACUUAAUGUUAGUACGUACCGUUGAAGACUUGGAAGAAACAGCUUGUCAGAGGGUUAAAAUGCUGGAGGAGAAAUUGCUGCAAACGGCCGGUAUCGUAGGACAAAAUAUUGUUUGCUCCAAUCAUUCCGUUGAGACCCUGAAUUCGUUAAAUGAUCGCAUCAAUCAAUUGGAAAAGGAUGAAGUUAACUUACAUCGGAAAAUCGAAUACCUGCAAAGCGACAUUAGGGGUUUAUUGGAACUUAUACGACGAGGACGUCAAGAAAAUUGUUGGAGUUUGGAUGGCAUUACCUUUUUUGAGAUUCGACCUGAUGAUAUCCCACCUCCAAUCGAUUGCACCUGUGGCCAGGAAGAAGGAGAUGGUGAAGGUGUACAGCGUCUAAAAGAGCAACUGAUAAAAAUUCAGGAAAAAGAAAGGAAUGCUGUUCAGUGUCAAGCACAAUUGGAAGAAAAAUUGGCAGAAUUAAACAGAAAUGUGCUCACAAAAGAAGAAACGAUAAAGCAAUACGUGUCGAAACUACAAAGGCUUCGAGAUAAUCUAAUGAAGCGAUCCAGAUUAGGCAAUUGCAUUGUGUCUAACUCAAAUACAACGGGCAUCAACCAUGAUUCUGAUAUUGACACAAUAGCCGAUAUUGUGGAAAGUGCCAUAAUCGCAAGAAAUCUAGAAGACGACAGUUUGUAUCAACAACUACAAGCUGCAGAGGCAAAAUUAAUUAAGAUUACUCACGAAAAGGACACUGAAUUAUCUACACUGCGUACACAGCUCGAUGAAAAGAAUAGGAAGCUAGAAGAAAUUGAAUAUCGAUUGGCUUACGCGCAAAAAGAAUCGCAAGAAACACGGGAAGCUUUAACUGCGGAAGUUGCAGAGAAACAUGAUCUCGUCAUGACACUCAGGAAAGAAGUCGCCCAGUUAGAAGAACAGUGUCGGCAAGCAAACAUGCAAACUCAUUUUAAAGACGACAUUAUCAAGGAGAUGAGGAAGGAAUUGAAACAAACGACUCUCAAGGAAACGUGCCCUUCUUCUCGAAGAGUUCGAAUUAAUACGGAACCUUGUGUGGAGAGAUACUCUUCUUCUCGCUCGGACACAUCCUGUUCAUCAUAUAAGGAAGACGAUUCGGCAAAUAUAUAUGAAAGUUCGAAAGAGGAUCAGAUUGUAUCAUACUUAUCCAAAACAAAAGCAUUAAUGGAAAAGGAGAAAGAUACUCUUCUUGACUUGAAGGCAGAAUUAGAGUAUAUUCUACAGGAAUUUAAUGUUAAGGAAAAUCAGAUCGUUGAACAUGAUCUAGUAAUAGUUCAUGAGAAACUGCAGGACAUUGAACUUCUGCUUCGGAACUAUAAAACACAAGUCAUUGAUCAUCCUGAAUCUACAGAAUGUGGCGAAAACUACAUAACUACUGCGGAAGAAAAGGUGAUCUGCUUAAAAAAUAUACUGCGUGAUGCAUACAUGAAAUCAGAUAAAAGCAAUGACGCUUAUCGACUGGAAGAUAUAACGAGAAAAUUAUCCUCUAGCGUUCAGGGUAUUUUUAAAAUCUGUACUGAAACAGAAAAGGCUAUUGCUCUUUUGGAUUGUGUGAAGCAGAAAUAUAAUGAAUUCGUUUUUCCCGAAAGCGGUAAAACGUACUACGUAACAGCGGACCAAAAGGAUUCCUAUUUGUUAGAUGAAUGUAGCCGAGAGUUGAAGAAUGACAUAAAUACGCGCUGCGUUCAACAAUUUCGAAUUAUGGAAGAAUUUAGAAUAUGCACAGUAGAGGCUCAAGCAGCUACUGAGGACUUACAAGAAGAAAUAGCUACCGUUAUCACCACCUUUAAUGUUCGCCAUGAAAGAUAUUUAGAACUGCACAAAAUGGUGACCGAAGUCCAGGAUCAUUUAGCGAAGACAAGAGAAAGUAUAUCUGAUGCGAUUAAUCGUCUGGAAUUGCAGGAAGAACAAAGAGUAAAGUUUAACGACAGAAUUAUUAAUGGUAGAGCGAGACUAAAAGAUAUAAAGAAUGAAUUAAAUCAAACCAGAUGUGAUGCAUCUCGAUACAUGUAUGAUUCAAGAGAUAGUGCGCAGGAAUGUUCGCUUCCAAAUCGUAUAGACACGCGCACUUGCCGCGAUCUAUUUGACAUUGUAGGAGAUGAAGUGGAGCAAGUUGUGAAUACUUUACAAGUAUUUCAAUCUCAGGGCUGCAUAACUACAUCACUAUUAGCCCAAUUAAAGAGUCAGUUAUACAGCGUGGAGGGUGAUUUAAAAGAUUUACAAAGAAAAGCAGAUGAGAUUUUAUCAGACAAUGAAGCAGCACAACAGAAGUUCUGUAAACGAGCAGCCAGGAUAGAAAGACUGGAGGCAGAACUUGAUUGCACUCACGUUAAAAUGCAAGAUAUUUUGGAAAACUUCAUUGCUUCAAAAGAUAUUGUCAGUGACCAAUGUGAAUAUCCAAACGAAAAUCAAUGCCAAAAUCAGGUUCCGCGCGGUUUACCAGAGGAUGAAGAAACAAAUGAAUGGCAAUAUCGAGUAGUUGAUUUGCAAGAACAGGUUAAGAAAUUACAAAACGAGAUGAAAUGCAGACAGGAUACUAACACCAUCUUAAGGCAAAGCUUAGAAACAAUGGAAAUAGAACUAGCCUCUGCAUUAUCUAAAGUCGAAGCACACAAAAGGUCGUGUUUAGAUAAUUCUGAAUUGAAAAGGAAAAUUUCCGAACUAGAGUCUACUGUUAAGAUGCAAAAGGAAACCGAAGAUGUUCUUAGAAAGAAUUUAACAUGCAGUGAAAUAGAACUUAAAAAAUCAAAAGAACUUCUUGAUUCUUUUAAAUAUAAUGAACCCAACUCCGACGGGCUGAUUUUUCAAUGUAGAUUUCCACUUACAUGCCAGCUUGAGAAUGUACCGCAACCUUUAAAAGGAUUGCAAGAUGUAAUGGAAUUAUCAAGAACUGGUCUUCAAGAUCUUGGAAAUGAAUUGAAAAAGCUGAAGAAUGUGGUAUGCAAAGAUUCGUUUUGUACAUCAUCAGGACCUGUUAUGGCAGCUUCUAAUAUAUUAGAGAAGCUUGCACAAGCCGUGGAAGAUUGUUUGACUGAAACGGAUAAACUAAAACACGUUUUAACCUCGAAAGAUAAACUAUUACAGGACAAGGAUGAAAUCAUCAGAAUUCAAGACAAUUCUAUAAGAAUCACACAAACUGAAUUAAAGGAUUUGCAUAGGAAAUUGCAAGAACAGAUCGAUUUACAAACUGGUAUCGUCUCGAUGUAUGAAAAGGAUCAAGCGUUUUGGCUUAAGCAGAUUGAACAACAUACCCAGAGUAUUGAAACAUUACAAAGUAUCGUUGCCGAUGCCAAAAGAUGUCUGAAUGAAAUUGAAAACAAAGCAGUUAGUGAUCCUUUCAAAACAAAUGAAGACAUUCGUGUCUUGUCUUUGUACCUAGCUGAAACAGAGAAUCAAUACAAAGAAUGUUUCGCAGAGGCUGCCAGUCAAAGUACUCUCUUAGAACUUCAACGAAGUGCCAUCGAUAGCCUGCAAGAGAAGAUCCAAUUCAUGGAGAAUGAUAAUAUUGUGACCGUUGCUUUCUUACACUUAUUAUAUUAUUGUGUUUUAAGUAAAAUACAGGGACAAAUCGAAGAACGAAUUCAGGAUUUUAACCACUUGAGAUCUGAGAUGUAUGCCCUCAUUCAAUCAAAGAAUUGCUUGAAGGAAAAGUAUCUCAGCAUGAAGAAAAUGUGGCAGGAAGUUAACAGCGAGUUGGAAGACUUAAAGUGCGUUACAUCACUACGGGAAUUCAGCACAAAACAUAGUCAAACAGAAGUUAUAAAAAACUACAAGGACAGAGAAUCCAACACGCAAGAUAUCUACCGUGAUUAUUAUAGAAAUAGUGCAACAAUGACGGAUGCAGAAGAAUUAUCGAGACUACUUUUACCUGAAGAAAAGGAAAUAGAAGAAAGGAGUAAAAUACUCGCAGAAGAAAAUGAGAGUAUGAAAAUGCAACUGAAAGAGUAUCGAGAAAGUUUAGAGAUCAUGGAAAAUAAGUUGGACGAUGACAGCAGAGACGGUAUUAUCAAGAAACUGCAAACCGAGAUACAAGAAUUAGCGAGUGUAGAAGCUUCUCUGAAGACCGAAAACGAAAAGCUUAAAAUCGAAUUAGAUCAGCAUAUAAGUCGAACGCAAGAUAUUAUGUGGGAAUUAAAAGCCAGCAAGGAGAAUGAAAAUCAACUGGAGAAAUACAUAACGGAAUUGAAAACAUCACAGAUGGAGAAUAUCGAUGCAGCUAUAGUUAGAGAUGAAUUGAAAAAAUAUAACAGCGAAUUACUGAAAUUAACUACCAAAGCAGAAACUAAGCAAGAGGAACUGUCGAUACUUCAAGAACUCAAAAUAGAAUUUGAGAAAAUUGAGGAUUUAGAAAAGUCAAAUGAAGCUUUGGAAAAAGACAUAGAAAUUCUGCAGACAGAAGAUAAAGAUAAAGAAGUACAAAUUAUGAAGUACACGGAAAUAGUAGGCCAUUUGACUGACGACCUACAAAUUAAGGGUGAAGAGGUACAAUGCCUACAAACUCAAAUCGAAGCCAUUGACUCAGAAAAGAAGGAACAAAAAGAAAUCAUCGAAGCUUUAAGAAUUAAGAUGAAACUAUCCGAACAACAAGCUGAAGAUUAUCUUAAUGAAUUAAACAAUUCCAAGGACUUACUAAGCAUUUUCCGUGAUCGUGUUCAUUCUUUAAAAGUCUUGUUGGAGGAAAAGUCUAAUGAUCUCGUGAAGCUUCAAGUAGAUUAUCAAGUAAUGAAGAAUGACAAUUCUAUUCUAGAAUCAGAAAAGGCCAUGUUAGAAAACAAAGCAAAGGAGUGUAUAUCUGACCUCAAAAAGAGGUUGAAGCAGGUGCAGUUUAAACUCUGCAUAUCAGAAGACAAUUAUUGUAAAGUCACCCAAGACUUUAAUAGGAGUCAGGAAUUACUUAUCCAAGCUACUAAGCGUGAAGUUGAUGUACAACGAGCACUCACGAACUUGGAAAGUGAAUUCUUUGCAAAAGUGGCAAGUGCAGAACAGGAAGAAUCAAGAUUAUGUAAUUUAGCUGAUGAAUUGAGCGGGAAGCUCGAAACAGCACACGAAGAGUUAGCUGCGAAAUCCACAGAACUUUGUCAAGUGCAAAGUUCAUUCAAGUCAUGUAGUGAUCAAUUGAAAACUAGCGAACAAAAUAUUACAUUAUUGAACGAGAAAAUUGCAAGUCUGGAAAGCGAAAAAUGCAAACUAAAACAGGAGUUGCAGGAGUAUAUGAAUGAAAAUACCGCACGUAUUAAAGAAAAUAAUGCAGAUAAACAAAAUGAUUGCAAAUAUAUGUCUGAGUUAAAUGACACUCUAAAAUCCCUCCUGGAAUUGAGGAAGGAGUCUUUGUUGAAAACAAAAUCUCUAGAGGACGUAUCGACUGGAUUAACCCAAACUGCAAUGAGCGGAUCUGAACUUUGCAAUGAAUCGCAGUGCGCGAUUUCAUGCAUACGAGCCUGGAUGGAAGAACAAGUACUGCUUGUUAACACCCUUACUACUAAACUGAAGGCUAAGCAACAGCAGUUGAAGAAAAUUGCAUUCGAAAAAAGAGCUCUUCUUGCCACUCUCAGAGUGUUGAAAAAGGCCAAUUGCAAUUUAUCUCGAAGGCAUAUGAGAUCAUCUGUACCAUCUAAUCGUGGGACAAGGAACAAUUGUACCAGCUGUUGUGCUUCAGCUUCGAGCAUUCCACAGGAUUCAAAUGUACAACAUGGUACGAAUUCAAGUAUUCGUCAUUUACAUCAGAGGUACACUGCAACACCCGUUAGAGUAGCAAGACGAACAUCAGUGCGUGGGAAUUCCUGGUGGUUUCCAAAGUUGGAGCAAUUGACAAAGGAACUAAGAAAGAAUAAUCAAUGGUGGAAUGAAAAUACUUGUAACGGAGCAAGCAGCGACCCUUGUCUAGAAGAGAAUCAUGAUUACGGUUAUCAAUCUUCUACCAGUAAAUGAGCUGCCCAAGAUAUGUCAGCGAGAGGUUUAAUCAUAUGGAUGAGCAAGCUGAAUUUCAAGAAAAGUAUCUUGAUCAAUUCUCAUAAAAUGGUUAUUGCAAACAAAUAGCAAUGCCAUUGAUCCAUAUCAGAUAAUUAUUCUGAAUGACACGUAUUUACCGUCUGAACAUUAUAUAUCUUCAUUCAUGUGUUGUCUUUUUAUAUACAUAUUAAUAAUUAUAUCUUUUACAACAUACAACUGUUUCUUCUUCCUGCUCUACACUUACGUGAUGAUUGUUGCGUUUCCGUUAUUCAACAAAAGUAUUUUUAUGAUGAACAUCGAUA
Orussus abietinus is the source of this 6923-nucleotide messenger RNA. RefSeq names its product protein MLP1. The record is from RefSeq and is a predicted model, not a curated record. The coding region runs from base 397 to 6600 and encodes 2067 amino acids. NCBI's taxonomy places the organism in Eukaryota, Metazoa, Arthropoda, Insecta, Hymenoptera, Orussidae. The transcript is spliced from 49 exons.